UAGAAGGUCUGGAGUUGUACCUGUUUAGGUUACCAGAUCAGGAUAAACUACUGGCCCCAGGAACAAAGAUCGCCCCAGCACUGUGGUGUCACCUCUGGGAUCACAAGGUACAGACAUAGACACAAUUCUCCCCUCACUAACUUGUGUUGCAGCAUGGUGUUACAAGUUUAGUCGUAUUGAGGUUUCCUUUUUUUAUUAAGUCUGGGCCUAUGGCAAAGAUUAGAUAGUGUUUUUAAUUGGUCUGCUGUUUUCAGUGUGAUCUAUUCGCUCUGGAAUACAACUUAAACGUCACGUUCUUAUUUUUAUUAAUAUUAAAUACAGACAUUGUGUCAACAUAUAAACAUCCUUUGAACUAUGAUGCGGAUGAGGACACUCCGCCUCUGUAUGUGAUGUUUCAGUAUACUUUCAGCUGAGGCAGACAAAUGCACGAGCUCAACUGGUUCUCACAGACUUGGUGGCGCCAGGCUUUCACACAAUCAGGAUGUGAAAGGCUUCAACAACGAGGCAUUAGGCCCCAAUCACUGGGAAUCGAUCAGGCGUUAACACGCCUUUGCAUAUGCACAAUUUUAAGUGGGUCGGGACUUUAUAGGGAGGGCCCUCAACAGGUCUUGUCACAACAUUCUCUGGCCCUCUUUAGAUAGUAUGCUGACCAACACAGAGCUCCUAGAGGCAAACAUGGUCAAGGUCUUCUCUGUCGACUGGCUCGCACAGAGCAAUCACAACACCAACCCGAAAGAAGGACCUGUGGACACUAUACCAACCUACUGCAGACCCCAUGUUCCUUGUAUGGUACAGCCUCAACCGCCAACAUUUUAUAACAAGGUCUACCUCCAACCAAAACCAAAGACCACGAGGAUUGAACUCACGGAUUCCACUGAAGAACCCCAAAAUCUAGAAUCCAGGUUGAGCUCACCUCUGCAUCCGAUAACGUGUUCUUCCCCAAGUCUUUCAGAAACCAGCGGGUACAUCUCGGGGUAUGACAGUGAGGCGGUCUCCUCGGAAUGUCCCUCUGUGGAAGAGGCGAGCGAGGGGGAGAGAGACGGUGGCCAACGACGUGUGCGUACUAGGUUCACACCGGAGCAGAUAGAAAAGCUGGGGAAGAUUUUCAACAAACACAAGUAUCCAGAUGCUGGAGAAAGAGUCAAAACGGCACUGAAGUUGAACCUCUCUGAAACUCAGGUGAGAACUUGGUUUCAGAACAGGAGGAUGAAACUGAAAAGGGAGCUCCAGGAGUAUCCAGUUCAAUCUCAGAUGAUGUUCCAGCCCAUUCGACCAUUUCAGUACCACGGCUUCGGUGAACAGCAACUCUCCCCCGCUGCAAACCACGUGAUAUACCAUCCCAUGGUGCAACAGAUCCCCAUGGAACAGAUGGUUUCUCAUCACCCUUACGCAUAUUUAUACUAAGGACAUUGAAAGCUACAGACUGAACUUUCCACUCUAACACUAAAUUGUGUGUGAAAUCUAGUUGUUUGUUUUUUCUUGGACGUGAAAUGUUUUAUAUUUCUUUAAAGAUGUACAGAUGUUAAAAUUAUAUUUAUCAUUCAAUAAAGUCUAUCUUAUAUCACAA
Messenger RNA from Oncorhynchus gorbuscha (pink salmon), 1567 nucleotides. RefSeq names its product homeobox protein vent1-like. Lineage: Eukaryota; Metazoa; Chordata; Actinopteri; Salmoniformes; Salmonidae. The record is from RefSeq and is a predicted model, not a curated record. Gene Ontology annotation, biological process: regulation of transcription by RNA polymerase II. The transcript is spliced from 3 exons. Gene Ontology annotation, molecular function: RNA polymerase II cis-regulatory region sequence-specific DNA binding; DNA-binding transcription factor activity, RNA polymerase II-specific. The coding region runs from base 643 to 1404 and encodes 253 amino acids.